CGCGUAAAUAGAAAUGCGCGAUACUGCCUCUCUAGUCCCCGCGGUCCUGUUUUCAGAAUAAACAAGACUGCAAGGCGUGUUGAUAUAUAUAAAUUCAUCACUUAGAGAAUGUUUCAAAAACAAAGUCUGUGUUCAUAAUACGUGUCGGUCAAGAUCUGAACAAAAUGCCGAGUGUUCUCACUGCUUGAAUACAUAUUUCACAAUGUCCUCUUCUCGACAUAUAUCUUAUGUUGCUCGUGAAAUAUUCCCUGCUUGCUUAUUGGCGGGAGUUGGUAUGGUGGUCGCAGGCUGUUAUGUUGAUAUGUUGAAGUCUUCUAGCAUUUUUAAUUCCAGUGGGGCAUAUAUUUUCGAAAUCAUCCCACCUGUUCUUGGACUCAAAGGCAAUUUAGAAGUUGCCCUUUCUUCUCGACUUGCCACUGUGGUUCACUUUAGACGAAAGUUUAGUGAAAUUUCAUCCUGGUUGUUUACAACCACAUUGGCUUUUAUACUGGUCCUUGCAGUUCUUGCAAGCGUCGCCAUUCCUUUAGUGAUUACAACUGUGCAUAUUUCAACAUCACUCAUAUCCUACUCUUCUAUUAAUAUCGCCCAUCUUAUCUGUAUUUCAUCUGUAACUUGUGUUUGUGCUUCAUGUUUAAUAAGUGUUCUAGUGUAUGCAAUAGUAUGCGCUUGUGUGUUCUUCGGUGCGAAUCCUGACAAUAUUGCUCCACCGGCAGCUGCUGCUUUAGGAGACCUUGCAACGGUUUUGAUCAUGUCACGUGUAAACUGCUAUUUUAUGGAAUAUCCAACUUUUACUUUCAUUGCUGCUAUAUGCAUAACCUUCAUCGUUCUUUUCCUAAGUAUUGCUUACUUAUUAUAUCACUCCAAUAUGCAUAUGUCGCCUGAAUUUAGCAAUCUUGUUAUAACAUCUACUACUUUCAAGGAAACUAUUGUUCCAUUGAUCCUGGCAAUUAUUAUGAGUAGCAUUAGUGGAAAUAUUUCAUCACGAUUUCUGGCCGAUCUCCCUGUGGUUGCUCGCCUUCAAGUCCCAAUUAAUGGUGUUGGUGGAAUUUUCGCUGCAAUGUUGAUUAGUAGAAUGACAACACGUCUGCAUUCUAUAACCUGUUCUAAAAAGUUUUCUUUAAAACAAUCAGUUUUUGCUUCUCCUACCUCUUCACCUUCGCCGUCUUCAACGACACCGCCAACAACAACAAAUACUACUACUACUAAUACAUGUGUAAUGUUUGAAAAAUCAAGGCGUCAUAUUCCUAGUGAAGAAGUUCCAUCAUCUGGUGUUUCUGAUUCCCUUUCCUCUUCUUCUCCUUCAUCAUCGUUGUCAUCUUCUAUGUCUGCAGGAACAAUGGAAUCGUGUAGAAAACUACGUGAAAUCUACACAGAUGUCUCUCAAGUAUCCAAACUCAUCAGAUUCUUGUGUAUUCCACUACAUUUCAUACUAACUCUGAUCAGUGUGAUUAUUACACGGCAUUUAAAUCCACAAGAAAAUGAGAUAUCGUAUCUACAGUUCAGCAUUUUGAUCCCGUAUAUUUCAGCUGGAUUUAUUCAGAUAUGCAUACUACUUAAAUUUGCCAAAUGGAUUGUUUUAAAACUCUGGAAAAAGUACAGUCUUGCUAAACAACUCGAUUCUAAUAGUAAUGCUACUAACACUCCUAUAUCCCUAGCAUCGCUGGAUUUCUCCGCUAUAGCCAUGACUACGGGCUUAGGCGAUUUAAUUGGCACCGCUUUUUUCGUUCUGUUUCUAUGCAUAAGUAAGCGGUUAACAAAUAGUUGAGAUAUCCGUGUGUGUAUGUGAUGUUCCACAGAAGAACAAAAGUUUAUUCCUCUGAAUUGAUAUCACUGCGCGUUUCUUUUCUCCUUGUUCCGGUGUUUUCUUUCUGACUUUUUUUGUUUUAUGCUGUCUGGCUCGUUAGUCUUUCGUCUCUACAGAAACUUAAAUAUGAUAUAAUAUAAUACAUGUAUCGUUGAACAUUGUAAUGUUAAUUGGUUUGUUACAUAGUCACCUUGUUGUAUCAUAUACAUACGUGUAAUUAAUCAUUACUCUGUCUCCUUUCUAAAACUAGUGAAACCCUUUUUAAAUCAUAUAUUCAAUGUUCAACCUUUUCUUUGAUGUAUAUUUGUUUAUCUGAACUAGUUAUACAUCUAUAAAUGUACAUUCAAAAUUAAGUUGGUUGUUCGUUUGUUGCUUGAUAAAAAAGACGCUGUUUAUUAUUAUUAUUAUUAUCUGUUCUUA
Trichobilharzia szidati is the source of this 2224-nucleotide messenger RNA. NCBI's taxonomy places the organism in Eukaryota, Metazoa, Platyhelminthes, Trematoda, Strigeidida, Schistosomatidae. The record is from the annotation of a GenBank genome assembly.